This is a messenger RNA of Triticum aestivum (bread wheat), 1488 nucleotides long. RefSeq names its product phospholipase A(1) LCAT3. The transcript has 3 exons. NCBI's taxonomy places the organism in Eukaryota, Viridiplantae, Streptophyta, Magnoliopsida, Poales, Poaceae. The record is from RefSeq and is a predicted model, not a curated record. Gene Ontology annotation, biological process: lipid metabolic process. Bases 114 to 680 code for a protein of 188 amino acids.
CGUUUCUGCGAGAGAACGGCACCGUUAUUUUAUUAGCCGUUUAUUAGCGCCCCCAUGGCCCAUGGCCGGCGCACCGGGAGCGCGAACACUGGCAGCGGCAGGCAGGCACCACCAUGCUCGGCGCCGUCCUCCGGAUGCGGCUCCGCGUGCUCCGCCGCCACCUCCGCCUCCGCCUCCACGGCCGCAGGCGGCGGCGGCGCUGUCGGUCCCGGAGAGGGGGCGGCGGCGCGGCGGGGGGCGAGGAGGAGGGGGUGCGCGAGCCGGUGCUGCUCGUGUCCGGGAUGGGCGGGUCGGUGCUGCACGCGCGGCGGCGGUCCGACCCCAAGUUCGACCUCCGGGUCUGGGUGCGCAUCCUCCUCGCCGACCUCGAGUUCAAGAAGUUCCUCUGGUCGCUCUACAACGCCAAAACCGGGUAUGUGGAGUCGUUGGACGACGAUGUGGAGAUUGUGGUGCCGGGCGACGAUCAUGGCCUCUUCGCCAUCGACGUUCUCGAUCCUUCCUGGUUUGUAGAGCUACUGCAUCUGACUAUGGUGUAUCAUUUCCAUGAUAUGAUUGAUAUGCUCCUUGACUGUGGAUACGAGAAAGGAACAACACUAUUUGGAUAUGGUUAUGAUUUUCGUCAAAGCAACAGGUACAAUCCUCUAAAUCAACACUUAAGUGGGUUCAUUUGGAUGCUAUAAUCAGUAGCAUAAAAAGUGGCUUAGCCUAAAACAUGUGAGAAAUGAGAUCGUCCACGACAAACGACCACCGCCGGUUGAAGCCUUGACCAGAUUCCUAAGCAGCUACAUCAACUCAUUGCUGGCCGUCCAGGCGUACCCUCAUGGAGAUCAUAUCAAAGGAAAGAUGGUGGCUGCGCCACUGCCCAGCAGGAAAUUGUUAUCAUAUGUACAACAGGAAAAGCCACCAGCACUAAAAUGGGAGGCACCGCCGGCCGGCUGGGCAGCGCUCAACAUAGACGGGUCCUUCUCUGCUAAGAGCAUCUCCAACAGCCGCGCAACGCGCCGCGCGCAAAAAACGCAUUUGGCGCGCGCCGUUCGCCUGGUUUGGCGCGGCCGACAGCGGUGGCUUCAGCAGAUGCGUCAAAAUUGAGCGCGCGUGCGUAGCUCCAGCGGCCGCACUAAAAUGCAGCGCGCGCUAAACAUUGCGUACAUUUUUUUAAUAAAAUGAUAAAUAAAAUUCAUAGAUAAAAAAAACGAUACAUAGAUAUUUUACAUAGUUCCAUAGCAUAGAUAGAUAGAAAAACUACUACUAAAUAGUGCAACGACAUAAAAAAAAACUACUAGAUGGUGCAACUACAUACGCAACUACAGCCUACUCCCAGUCGUCAUCGUCAUCGCCGCCAUCCUCGCUGGUCUGGUCCGAGGUAUCGAUCCACAUGUCCAACCAACGGUCAUCAUCAGCCGAAAAGAUCGACUUCCCACCAUUUUGAACGAUGUCGCCCUGCGAUAUCGCUAGAGCCUUUCGCCGACGCCUAUCCAACCGCUCGUC